GGCUGCAAGCCCCACCUUUUGUGUUUCCCGCACCGUCAAUCAAAAUAGGAAAAAAAAAACGCGCCUGGUCCUUCUCCGUCCGCAGCCCGCCCGCGAUUAUUACACAACCGCCAUGUUAGGCGUCUAACCCACCCCCAGCGCGGCCCGCAGCCCUCACCGGGGGGACGAUCCUUUUUUUUUUUUUUUUGGAGGAUUAUUUCGGGUGUUUCUGUUGAGGGGGGGUAGAUCCUGCCACACACACAAUGACCGCUCCCGAGCAGCCGGUAAAGAGAGAGGAGAUGUCGGCGCUGGAGGUGGACGGUCAGAGCGAGUACCUGCAGCACGGCGGCGGCAACAACGGCAGCGGCGACGACAGCGACCAAGGCGGCGGCGGACAGACAGAAGAUUUGACAUCUGUGCAGAUUACUGGAGGCCCAAAUAGAUGGGAAGUAUUGACCCCAGCCCAGGCUGCUUUAAAGGAUGAAGCUGGUAACAUAGUACAAUUACCAGGUGGUGCUACAGUAACAUCAGGUGGACAGUAUGUGUUGCCCAUUCAGACCUUGCAAAAUCAACACCUAUUUUCUGUAGAACAAGGAUCCGAGGGUGCUAAUGGUAAUUUGUCCAAUGUCCAAUAUCAAGUGAUACCACAGCUCCAAACAAGUGAUGGUCAACAAGUCCAACUUGGCUUUGCCACAUCUGAUAAUGGAGGGUUAGAUCAAGAAUCAGGCCAGAUUCAGAUUAUUCCUGGAAACCAUUCCAGUCUUUUGUCAUCAAGUUCAAAUAUUUUAACACAGGCUGGUCAAAUUCAAGGUGUAACAAUUGGGGGUGGAUCUUAUGGUGGUCAGCAAGUUGUGACUAAUGUCCCUAUUGGACUUCCUGGUAAUAUCACCUUUGUUCCAAUCAAUAGUGUUGACUUAGAUUCAUUGGGUUUGUCUGGCAGCUCUGAAGGUAUGACAGCAGGUAUUACUGCAGAUGGACACUUAAUAAGUGAAGGCCAUGCCAUGGACAGCUCUGAUACUUCUGAAAGGACUGCCGAACAUGAGCACGUUUCUCCUGAUGCUGGUGAUAACAACUCUGAUACAGAUUUGUUUGUGCCAACAUCCUCUUCAUCUCGACUUUCUGUUACUAUAGAUGGUUCAGGAAUGCUUCAGCAAAGCGCAAACAGUAUGUCUGAUAGCCCGAGUGGGCAGGUGCAAGCAUCUGAUCUUCAGGGAAAUUACAUCCAGGCUUCAUUAUCUGAUGACUCACAGAGCAUUCAGGUCUCCACAUCGCAACAAAUACAGCUUCAAGAAAGCCAGCCUACCAGUCAAGCUCAGCUUGUGCAAAGUAUUGCACAACAGGCCAUACAAGCGGUUCAGGCUGGAAGUCAAACCAUAUCGUCUCAAGCUUUGCAGAACCUUCAGUUGCAACUUAACCCUGGAACUUUCCUAAUUCAAGCUCAAACAGUGACUCCUUCAGGCCAGAUUGCUUGGCAAACAUUUCAAGUUCAAGGUGUUCAGAACUUGCAAAACCUGCAGAUCCAGAAUUCCUCUCCUCAGCAAAUAACAUUGACACCUGUCCAGACACUUACACUUGGGCAAGUUGGAGGGGCAGGAACUAUAAGUCAGUUGCCAAACCUACAGACUGUUACUUUAAACUCGGUUGAUGCAGCAGGCUUCCAUUUUCAGCAUGACACUGAUAGCCCAACAGGGAUACGAAUUAAGGAGGAGGAACCUGACCCAGAGGAAUGGCACUUUACUGGUGACUCUACAGUCAACACAAAUGAUUUAACCCACCUGAGAGUCCAAGUUGUGGAAGAUGAGAUGGACCAACCAAAUCAGGAGGGGAAAAGACUGAGGAGAGUGGCGUGUACAUGCCCUAACUGCAAAGAGGGUGUCGGAAGAGGUACCAAUCUUGGAAAGAAAAAGCAACAUAUCUGUCACAUCCCAGGGUGUGCUAAGGUUUAUGGCAAGACAUCACACCUUAGAGCUCAUCUUCGUUGGCAUUCGGGAGAACGUCCCUUUGUUUGUACUUGGAUGUUCUGUGGCAAGAGAUUUACUCGAAGUGAUGAGCUACAGCGGCAUCGAAGAACCCAUACUGGUGAAAAGAAGUUUGUCUGUCCUGAGUGUUCCAAACGAUUUAUGCGAAGUGAUCACCUUGCCAAACAUAUUAAAACCCAUUCGAAUAAGAAGGGCAUUCAUACCAGCAGUGCUGUGCUGGCAUCCAUAGAAGCAAAGCCCGAAGAUGCAUUGAUUUCUGCUGAAGGAACAACCCUUAUCCUUGCAAAUAUUCAGCAGGGAUCUGUAUCCGGCCUAGGAACUGUAAAUACUGGCACCAGCAAUCAAGAUCUUCUCUCAAAUUCGGAAAUCCCUUUACAACUUGUCACAGUUUCGGGAAAUGAGACAAUGGAGUAAAAAUCACACGACACCUAUUAAUUGUGGUUAUUUUUAUACAGUAGUGAGAAAACAAAACCUUGUUCUUGAGUUAUUAGAUAUCUUUUUAUUGAUGUGCAAACAUUUUGGAUUGACAGUUACUUGGUUAUACAUGACACUGAAAUGCCUUACUUUGUAUGCUAUUCCAUUAAGUAUGAUACAAUGGUAAAAUUGCAUGGCUUUUGUAGGUACUUUUGGAAUCUAGAACUGAUGAAAUUUUACCAUGAUCCGUACAAGUAUAAAUAAUGUUGACAGAUGGAAAUGGUAGUCUAACCAAAUGCAUCAAUCCAGUGUGGUUUAGUGUAUAAAAAAAAAAAAGAAAACAAAAAAAUUACAAAAAAUAAAAAAAUAAAGAACAUGUUGGUAUUUAUCUAUUGUAAGAUAAAGUUGAUGGAUUAAAAAAAAAAUUAUGUUAUGAUAAAUUUUUGUAAUUUUCUUGAUGACUGGAAUUUUUAUUAUGCAUAACUGACAAAUCACGUUUCCCAGCAAAUACGUCAGUUCGGCUUUACCAUAACUCACCAACUUAUGAAUUAACAGCCAAUCGUUUUAAUUAGGUGAAUCUGUACACACCAUUUUAAACGUUUCUCUUGUAAAAUUCUUCGACAAAGUUUUAACAUGGAGCCGAUGGCAGCGGCCACUGUCUAGAUCGUGUUGAAAAGCCAUGUGCAAGAUCAAGUUGCAAACCAAAUCUUGUAAAAAAAAAAAAAAAAAAUCUAUUGUUUUGCGUCAUGAAAAAAAAACAUAGCCAAUGUUGAAAGAUUUUGUAGGUUGAAGCAUUUUUGAAUGGUUUAAAUAAAUGUUAUGAUUAAGCACCCACUUUAUUGAACACUGGUGGACCAAAAAAAAAUAGUGAACUGUUUGUCAUUUAGCACAUAAUGAUUUCAAUCUUGUGUACUCUGAAAAGUAUAAAACCCAUUGUUGUAAAUUAACUAGUAUAGCAUAUGCAAACAUGAUUUAAAGCAUUUCCAUUUUGACAAUACCGGGCAUACAAGACCUUGUCAUGGGAUUUGGGAAAUUAUACAAGGGUGUUUUAUUUUUAUUUUUUUAUUAAUGCUUUUAUUUUUGUUUCUCUUUCCUCUUCUACCUGCCCCGCCCCUCCCCCCCCCCCUGCAUUUAAACAAACCUUUUUUGCUUCUACCCUAAAAGAAUUGUAUGUAUCGAAUACAUUUACCUGAUAAAUAUGUAUAUGUUUUUUUUUAUUAUGUUGCUGUAUUUUCGUUUUUAUUUUUUAAUAAUUGUUUAUAUUUUCAUCUAUAGAAAACGUGUAAAGUUUCAAAGUUACAUUACAGGUAUGUAAGUGCUAUACCAUUUUUCUAAGUAGUAAAAUAAAAACCGCAGCACCUACAACAGUUCACUUAUUUACAAGCUUCGUUUGGGUCUCUGUUAUUCUUAUGACCACCUCAAAUUUAAAAGCUACCUUAAAGUGUAUGUUUAAAGUGUAUUAUAACAGUGUGGUAGUUUAAUAAAACACUAUUUUCUUUCUUUUGA
Molecule: messenger RNA, 3878 nt
Organism: Pelobates fuscus (common spadefoot toad)
Lineage: Eukaryota; Metazoa; Chordata; Amphibia; Anura; Pelobatidae
Gene: SP3
Product: Sp3 transcription factor
Exons: 6
Coding region: 243-2372 (709 amino acids)
Biological process (GO): regulation of transcription by RNA polymerase II
Molecular function (GO): RNA polymerase II cis-regulatory region sequence-specific DNA binding; DNA-binding transcription factor activity, RNA polymerase II-specific
Source: RefSeq, a predicted model, not a curated record